Messenger RNA from Tachysurus vachellii, 4294 nucleotides. RefSeq lists its product as uncharacterized. Gene Ontology annotation, biological process: lipoprotein metabolic process; lipid transport. The coding region runs from base 90 to 3725 and encodes 1211 amino acids. Gene Ontology annotation, cellular component: membrane; extracellular region. The transcript is spliced from 37 exons. Lineage: Eukaryota; Metazoa; Chordata; Actinopteri; Siluriformes; Bagridae. Gene Ontology annotation, molecular function: lipid binding. The record is from RefSeq and is a predicted model, not a curated record.
GUUGUCACUCACGACUCGACUGCAGAAGUAAAAGCUCUGAUUAGUGGCUCGCAGUAAGCCGUUUUUUAAACACUUAUACACAGAGGAACAUGGAGGUGCGAGAUGAUCACGUUGGCAGACAAAAUGAGCUCGCUUCAGGAGAGCGACAACUGAAUGGAUGUCUGAAGUCACUGAACCCAUUUCUACAUCAAGCUCAGACAGCAGACAAUGGGCUUGGCUCAACAGACACAAACCCAUUUUUUACUCAAGGCAAAGAUGCCAAUGGGAACACUGUUUUCAGAGACAACAACAAAGACUUCAUUUUAAGGCAUGGACUGGAAAGUAAUGUGUGGUCUCACUUUCCAACUUCCUCUACAACAUCACUUGAGAAUGAUUGGGCUGUUUUCCCACCUCCUACUCUCAGCCAGAAAACAAACCACACCACAUUCCCCAAUCAAACAUGGGACAUCGGCCAAGUUACACACUCUGCUACAACGUCUGCAGGGGGAUUAAGUGAACAGAAAUCAAACAUGUUUAAACCUUUCAAAGAGGAAACCAGUGCCUCCCAGAGAAUGGUGGCUGAUGAUACAACAUCGAAGGAGAGAGAUUAUCUUUUAGAAUUCAUACUAGCCAAUCAAAAAAAUGAUGAGAAAUCGAUUUCUUCUUCUGCAGCAUCCAGUCAUAUGGAAGUUUCUGAAGACUCGUCUAGUUUUUUACCUGCUCCAUGUAUCACCAGUGACAUUUUCACAAACACUGCUGCAUCUCAGUCGAGUGAUAUCUUUCAUGCUCCUGAGUCUAGUGUACAGAACAGAGUAUUUCAAAAAAUCCAAUUAUUUCAGAACACAACAUCUGUCCAGAAUUGUAAUCCUAACUUAUCUGAUAAUUUCACUGUGCAUAACGGACAGUUCAAGCCACAGGACAGCCACUUUAGCAAAAUGGUCCUGUCUACAGAUCUGAGUCAUGGAAUAUUCCAGGAGACUUCCACAUUGCCUUCACAUCUUAAUUCACCAACAAAUGGAGACCUGAUGUUUAAAAGACGACCCCCCAAACCAGCUCCACGCAUUAAGGCUCCUAAAAAUCCUGAUCAGAGUAUCCACCAUGACAUUUUUUCAGCACCUGCUGUAUCUGAAACUGCUGAUAGAAAACUUGCACAGACAUUGUUUACAUCUAAGCCGGCUAAUCCCUUCUCCUUACCCACUGUGCAAAGAGCUAAAAGUAAUAGCCAGGGCACCACGAUAUCUGAUGAGUUAAAGUCAAAUCAAGUUUAUGAAGACAUUCUUUUCAUCGGCCAGGAGAAGUGUGUGGAGGACUGGCCAGAGGACAGCCCUGAGCUUAGCCCUGACUGGAAACCUUCUGGGAAAUUGAAAUUAAGGAGGGAGUCUUUGAGGAUUCAUUUAGAAUCUGAGGCAGCCCUAAAUGCAGACACUCUUGGGAAGAAAUCCAGCAAAAAGAAAAAGAAGAUGAGCAUCUUAAGAAAAGGGUCAACGGAUAAAUCAGGAGAUGACUCAAUGGUUCUGCAAAUAGACACAGUUCGCCCAGAAUCAAAGGAAAAAUAUCCUGACAGCUUGAACGGUGCUUAUGGUGAUGCAAUGCCUUUUGGGACAAAGUACAAUGCAUCAGAUGAUGUUUUUUUGCCUGAAGAAGAAGAACAGAAUACAAGAAUAAAGAGCCAAUCAAUGAAGAGUAAAAUGACAAAAUUCGUAGUUCCUCAUUUGAAAUACAGAGGAAGCAAGAAAAAAUCUCUUGGUGACGUUUUUGAAAACGCAUCACCGUUUCUACAAGACCACAAGAGUGAACAGAUUCUGGAGUCAUAUGAAGACAAGCUGUGGAAACGUAACCAGAAAGACCCAAUGAUUAAAGACUACAGAAUGAAGGAAAAAAUGAAAUUGAAACUCUCUUUGUCUCACAGAAAAUCUGAGGGUUCUAUUGAAGAACUGAAGAAGAUAAAUGGACUUUCGUUUUUGGAGGAAUCAAAGGAAAAUGUAAAAGCUGAGAAUGAAAAUCGUCGUUUCUCUGCUGACUUACUUGCAGAGUACCAGCGUGAACAGUUAUCUCCAAAAUCUUCAGACAGCAGUGCAAAAGUACAAGAAUUACAAGACUAUCGAAAAAAGAGAUCUUUUAAAUUUACAGUUCCUUACUUGUCUCGAAAAGGAUCUAAGAGUACCUUGGUGGAUGAUAUUCCACAGAAAGGCGAUGAUCUGUUUAAAGCCAGUGACAUUAAUGGGAUGGAGAACAAUGUAUUUGAAGAUUAUAGUCAGUUGAGGAAGUCUCCUGUACAAAGGGUUUCACCAAUCAUUCAGAGAGACUCAAAGGGCCUAAAGGACGCAGAGAAAGGAGGGGAUCUAUUUAAAGCAGGAGACAUUGCAGAUGAUGACUGGACGGAGAAGUAUAACAUGGACUCAAAAAAAGAGAAGGUAAAAAAAGGACGUCUGCCAAGCAGAGAAUCAAAGGCCAGGGACCAACUGUGCUUUCCCGAAGACAUCGAACCAUCGGGCGCUACUUCUGGUGAUUAUUAUCUUUCAGAAGCAGCCAAGUUGAGGAAGUCUCCUGUACAAAGGGUUUCACCAAUCAUUCAGAUAGAAUCAAAGGGCCUAAAGGAAGCAGAGAAAGGAGGGGAUCUAUUUAAAGCAGGAGACAUUGCAGAUGAUGACUGGACGGAGAAGUAUAACAUGGACUCAAAAAAAGAGAAGGUAAAAAAAGGACGUCUGCCAAGCAGAGAAUCAAAGGCCAGGGACCAACUGUGCUUUCCCGAAGACAUUGAACCACCAGGUGCUACUUCUGGUGAUUAUUAUCUUUCAGAAGCAGCCAAGGCUGAGUGGAUGUCCUCCCAGAUGGAUGUGAGGCGAGCAAGAGCACUCAAUGAAGAUGAGGAACUGGAAGCAGUGAAGGAGGAAGUGGAUGGUGAUACUGACAGUCUAAUGGAGUGGUGGAGCACAGUAGAAUUAUGGGACGAGUUGCCAUCUGAUGAGGAACUCAGCUUAAAGGAAGAUGAGACUAAAUCUUUCACUGAGAUUGCUGAAAAAGUUCACCAGGGUCUCAGAGUUUUCUAUAAAGUUUUCACUGAGCAUGCUGAAGUUCUGUAUCAGCAUGUGCUGCGCCUCUACACCAUUAGUGACGACAUCAGCAACUACCACCGCCGCGCUAAGAUUGCCAACAUCACAGGUGGCACAACCACAGCUGUGGGUGGUGUAGCAGCCAUCACUGGCCUGGCAUUGGCACCUGUCACAUUCGGGGCUUCUCUGAUUGUAUCUGCUGUUGGGCUAGGAGUAGCAACAGCAGGAGGGAUCACAGCAGCUUCGGCCAGCAUAUCAGACAAUGUCCACGACAUGAAUGACCGUAAGAAGAUUGAGGUGGUGGUUCAGGACUAUGAGACCCGGCUAGCAGAACUCCGGCGCAGCCUGCGCUUUGUGGCUGAAGGAGUGCGUCGAAUGCGCUUCCACCCUCUGCUGCGACGUAAUAAUUACUACGCUGGUGACUGGGAGGUACGGCGAGCCCUUCAGACCAUCAGCCUGGUUGGAGAUCCAGUAGAGCAUGCCGAGGAUAUUGUGGAGAAGUCCACUGUGGCUCUGAAAAGUGUGUGCAAAGGCAUUGAUAGUUACUUUAGCAAGGAUUUGAAGGAGCUGAAGAAGGGCUGCAAGAAGGAGGUGACAAUGCAAGUGAAUAUGUUAGCUAAGCUGCUGCAUGAAGACUUAGUGAUGCUCAACUCCAUGCGAGAACAAUUAAUGGAAGCUAUGGGACAUGUUUAGAACAGAAAAUAGAUAAAUAAGGCAUUUAGAACAUUGUUACCUAAGCUGUUCACAUGCUACCCAUGAUGGAAGAUUUUGACUUCUACGAUUGUAUCAUAGUGUAUUACCUUAAGCAGAGACCUCUGACAAGGAAGUCACAGGUGAAAAAAAUCAAAAUGCAUAGAAAAUAUUCAUGUAAAUGUAGGACUAUUAUUGGUUUCUACCUUUUUUCUUUUGCUGCAGAUCAUUUGAUUCUGUUUAUAUGUACAGUAACACAACUUCUAUACUUGAGAUAAACAGCUUCUGUGGUUGGAGUUUUGGUUUCCUUCUCCUUUGUGCAGUUUAGUUCUUGUUUUAAUAAUCACUUCCACAAUGAGAAAUAUUCAUGGUAGACACUAUUCUGGGAUUUAGUUGCUCUUUAGUUCUCAUCUGUACUCUGUAUACUAAACCAUACAGUAAAAGACUGAAAAAAAAACAUUGGUAAGAACUGAGAGUCCUAAUACUUUAUGUACAUUGUACUUGUGUUCGCUCACAUUUAGCAUAGAGUGCAACGAAAAUUCUCAAAAAAUAAAAGUGACCAGCCGAAAUCA